AUGAAUCACAGGUUGGAUUUUCACCUCUGUGCUAUAAACCAAGCCCUGCUGUCUGUUUGGAGGUCAUGUGACCGGGAAAGGAGGUGGGGAGGAUUGGAGGAGAAGAGCAGAAAGCUAAGGACAUUGGGAUGCAUUUUACCACUCCACAAGCAUCCCUAUAGGAGUCAAUCUGGCCCUUUUCAGUGGACUGACACUAAAUAUUGGGCUCUUAAUAGCUUGGAUAUGUUUGGCCCAAGGCAGCUGGUAUCUACUCUCCUGCCUGCAGUUUUCCAUUCACCUGCAGCUCACUUUUUCCCUGCAUUCCCAACCAGACUGGGCUCUCAACCUCAGAUCCUGAUCCCGGGGCCCUUUAUCAGCUAUGAAUCCUUGAGGAAUUAUCUGCAGCCAGAGCCAUGCAAGGAAGCUUUGCUUCUGGCCACACAGGCGGUUGGGAUGGGGCCACUCACAGAUGGCAUAGAUGAACAGAGGCCAGUGAAGCAACGUCGUGCACGAGCCAACUACAGCAGCUGGCAGCUGGAGGAGCUGGAGAAGGCCUUCGAGACCACCCACUACCCAGACAUCUUCAUGAGGGAAGCCCUGGCCGUCAGACUGGACCUCAUCGAAGCCAGAGUACAGGUUUGGUUUCAAAACCGCCGUGCAAAGAUGAGACGACAGCUGAAACUCCAGGGCCAACUUGCAGGGCCUUAUGUAAACAAAGACAAUGAUGAAAAGUCUGAGAAAGAGAGCUUAAAACAGCACACAGAAAGUUCUGAUGGUGAGCACUGUGAGAGACGACAGGAAGGAGAUAAAAACUAUCCAUGGACAAAUGCUGCGACUGCUGCGCUGAGCAUACGUAUGCAGCCUGUGACCCAGAGGUCCGGGAAAUGGGAGAGGCCGGAGGGGCCAAGUUCAGAGGAGCUCCGCUCCUGCAGCAUCGCCAAGCUGAGGGCCAAAGCCAGAGAGCAUGAGGCUGAGAUCCACAGCACGGUAAACAUGUCAGGAGGCGACAAACAGUCACAAACACAGGAAGCUGAUGCCGUGCACAAUGAUUGA
Morone saxatilis (striped sea-bass) is the source of this 1032-nucleotide messenger RNA. RefSeq names its product visual system homeobox 2. Gene Ontology annotation, biological process: regulation of transcription by RNA polymerase II. The coding region runs from base 1 to 1032 and encodes 343 amino acids. Gene Ontology annotation, molecular function: DNA-binding transcription factor activity, RNA polymerase II-specific; RNA polymerase II transcription regulatory region sequence-specific DNA binding. NCBI's taxonomy places the organism in Eukaryota, Metazoa, Chordata, Actinopteri, Moronidae. The record is from RefSeq and is a predicted model, not a curated record. The transcript is spliced from 4 exons.